Molecule: messenger RNA, 4811 nt
Organism: Zeugodacus cucurbitae (melon fly)
Lineage: Eukaryota; Metazoa; Arthropoda; Insecta; Diptera; Tephritidae
Product: protein kinase C, brain isozyme
Exons: 16
Coding region: 2117-4159 (680 amino acids)
Biological process (GO): protein phosphorylation
Molecular function (GO): ATP binding; zinc ion binding; diacylglycerol-dependent serine/threonine kinase activity
Source: RefSeq, a predicted model, not a curated record
AUUUUUAAUAAAAUUAUUUAUUUAAUUGUGACAAUCGAGGAUGUUUUGAAUAUAAAAAAAGUUAUUGGCUUUAAAUUUGUGAAAGGUAUAAAAUCGGGGAUAUUUUCUUUCGGUAAGAAAACUUUAGUUUACAUAGUUCGCCUUAGAAAGAAACAGUUAGUAAUCAUUUGGUACACGAGAUGGUAUAUACAUAAUCACCUUCCAACCAAGCUCAAGGAACUUCUGGUGUGUCCAUCACCAGUAAUCAACUCAUUCAGGAGUGGAUGGAUUUUUGUCGCGAUUCAGCAGAUGGGCGUUUGGUCCAUGAUAUAGUGAUUUGGAAUUUAUUCAGCCUAUUAACUCUUUUUAAAUUAAGAUUACAUUUAUCUGAAAUUUUUGUAGUUUUUUUUUUAUAUUAAAAAAGAAAAAUAAAAAAGACGCGUAAAUGCCUCCUCUUAUCCAUUUUUUGCUCUUUCAAUCCACUCCAAUGUAAUUUAUAAAGACACACCUCCUGCAAUACGCCCAAAUUGAACCUUUAAUUUCUAAACUCGCUUCCCUGCUUCCGCUUUAUCGCAUUCUUCUUUCAACCACAUUUCAACACGAUAAACAGUACACCUUAUAUGCUGUCCAUUAUUUACCCACAAACAAACAAAAAUAAAUUAAUUACAAGCGAAUAAAAACAAACAAAAUAAUAAUGAAAAAGCAACAAAAGCUCCAACCUCUAUAGAAAAGUCACGUAAAAAGACGCGUGCAGUGGCGACACUCAUCAGCGUUGCCGUCGCAAAAAUCAACAUAUCGACACUAACACAAUUCUAACACUCUCACUCACAUGCAAAUAAAAGCGCCCACGCCAAAUCCUUAGAAGUCUCACGCACAUAACGGUAAACAAUAUCAAUAGCCGUUACGUUGACUACACUGACUGAGUUUGUGUUGUCGUUCAGGUGUUACACUGUUAUUAUCAUACUCUGAUAAUUUUUUAUUAUUUGUUUUUUAUGACUUCACUUUUUUUGUUGUUUACUAGAAGUUGCUGUAAUUUUGCCACACUUUGCGCUUCUUAUGUCACUCAACUGUCGCUAAUAUUUGUGCUAGCGCCCUCAUGUCCCUAGGCUGUUGUGUGGAGCGAAGGCAAAUGUCGAGGCAGGCGGAAAAAAUAUUUCAAAGCUCCAAAAUCUGUCAAGUAUAUGGAAAAAUUGGAAAAUAAUAAAAGCCGCCAAUUACUGAAAUCCCAAACAGAUUAAAAUGAAAAAUUCGCACUAAAAAUUCCAAACCUGCAGGUGUGCAAUAUCAUCGUAGUUCGUAAAUAAAUACAACAAAUCUAAUAAAAAUCUGAAUGAUAAAUGUAUAUGUUUAGCGCAUAUCUAUACAAAAAUAAAAACUAUUUGUUGCUUCAAGGUCAUAUGAAGAGCUAAGCGGCAUAAUUUUGAACCAAAAAAUAAAUUGUGAAAAAAUUUCAUGGAAAGUGGAAGUGAAAAAUAAAAAUAUUAAAUAAAAAAUAAAAAAAGAUUUCAAAUAAAAUUUCGUGAAAAUUAAAAAAAAAAUCUGAAAAUCUCAGCUUAUAAAUAAAAUCAAAAUGCAAAUUAUUUGUGCAAAAGUGAAGUGAAAUUGUUUAAUAAAUACAAGAGCAGUGAAAUUGAAAAAAAACUUUCGAAUAAAAAAAAAUCGCGGAAGAUAAUAAAAAAUUCAGCGGAAUAUAAAUGCAAGUGUGUGUCACUGAUGGAUUUUAAGUGGAAAAAUUUAUAUGGAUUAUACAUAUAAAAGAAUAGCAACAAAAAAUAUUUAAUUAAAAUUAAUGAUCCUUCAAGUGCGAAACUGAUAAUAUUUAAAUAGAAAUUAUUUCGAUAAUCAUUCUACAUGUAUGCAAAAAAAAAGUAGUAUCGAAAUAAAGAUAUGUAAAAAUUGUAAAAAAUAAAAUAAUAAAAUUAAUUUCACAUUUACAAAACUCAGUCAUAAAAACCAUCUUUUUAUCACUCAUGCAUAUAAAAUAGUGUAUUGAUAUAUAAAUAUUAUUCCCUAAGAUAAAAAUCACGCUAAAUAUAAUCCGAGUAUACUCUCAACUUUAGCAACAAAUAAAAUAAAACAAAAGUAUAGUGUAUAGUGUAGUGAAUAUCAACAGCAAAGCACCAAUCUCUCCUCCAAGAUGUCUGAAACGCAUGACAACAACGGCGAUCAGCCGCUGCAGGAUGAGGCUGGCGGCAGUGAGAAUAAAAUGAAGUCGCGUCUACGUAAAGGUGCGCUAAAGAAGAAGAAUAUCUUCGCCGUUAAAGAUCAUUGCUUUAUACCACGCUUCUUCAAGCAGCCAACAUUCUGUUCGCAUUGCAAGGAUUUUAUAUGCGGUUAUCAAGUGGGCUAUCGAUGGAUGGGCUUUGGCAAACAAGGAUUCCAAUGUCAAGUUUGUUCGUAUGUGGUGCACAAGCGCUGUCACGAAUAUGUGACGUUCAUAUGCCCUGGCAAGGAUAAGGGAAUCGAUUCCGAUUCACCACAAACAGUGCAUCAUUUCGAACCAUUCACAUUUGGCGGUCCCACAUUUUGCGACCACUGCGGCUCGCUACUCUAUGGCAUCUAUCAUCAGGGUCUCAAAUGCUCAGCAUGUGACAUGAAUGUGCAUGCCCGCUGCAAGGAGAAUGUUCCGAGCUUAUGCGGUUGCGAUCACACCGAACGCCGUGGGCGCAUCAAUUUGGAAUUGAAUGUGAAGGAGAAUUUGCUGACUGUGCAAAUCAAAGAAGGACGUAAUCUCAUUCCAAUGGACCCGAAUGGUCUUAGCGAUCCCUAUGUUAAGGUUAAACUCAUUCCAGAUGAGCAUGAAAAGUCAAAGAAGAAGACGCGCACCAUUAAAGCAUGUCUGAAUCCCAUUUGGAAUGAGACCAUCAAAUAUGAUCUUAAGCCAGAAGACAAAGAUCGGCGUGUACUUAUCGAGGUCUGGGAUUGGGAUCGUACAUCUCGCAAUGAUUUUAUGGGCGCUUUAUCCUUUGGCAUAUCGGAAGUUAUUAAGAAUCCCGCGGAUGGCUGGUUCAAAUUGCUCACACAAGAGGAGGGCGAAUACUACAAUGUGCCAUGCGCCGAUGCCACACAGGAUCUACUUAAACUCAAAAGUCAAAUGCGGAAAUCAUCACAAAAGAAACCACUGGUGAUGCGCAGCGAUACAAAUGCACAGACACAAUCCAAAAAGGAUAUGAUACGUGCCACAGAUUUCAAUUUCAUAAAAGUGCUGGGCAAAGGUUCAUUCGGCAAGGUCAUGUUGGCCGAACGCAAGGGCACCGAAGAUCUCUACGCCAUUAAAAUACUGAAAAAGGAUGUCAUUAUACAAGACGAUGAUGUCGAGUGUACAAUGAUUGAGAAACGUGUUUUGGCUUUGGGCGAGAAGCCACCAUUCCUAGUGCAGCUGCACUCAUGCUUCCAAACACUGGAUCGUCUCUUCUUUGUCAUGGAGUAUGUCAAUGGUGGCGAUUUAAUGUUUCAAAUACAACAAUUUGGCAAAUUCAAGGAGCCGGUAGCGGUAUUUUACGCAGCCGAAAUCGCCGCUGGGCUCUUCUUCCUACACAGUAAAGGCAUUUUGUAUCGUGAUUUGAAAUUGGACAAUGUUCUGUUGGAUGCCGAUGGUCAUGUGAAAAUUGCCGACUUUGGCAUGUGUAAGGAGAAUAUUAUUGGUGAUAAGACAACAAAGACAUUUUGCGGCACACCCGACUACAUAGCACCCGAGAUCAUUCUAUAUCAACCCUACGGCAAAUCGGUAGAUUGGUGGGCCUAUGGAGUUCUACUCUACGAAAUGCUUGUCGGUCAGCCACCAUUCGAUGGUGAGGAUGAGGAAGAGUUGUUUGCUGCCAUUACCGAUCACAAUGUCUCCUAUCCGAAGAGUUUGAGUAAGGAGGCCAAAGAGGCGUGCAAAGGGUUCCUCACCAAGCAACCGAACAAGCGGCUCGGUUGUGGAGCCACCGGCGAGGCGGAUGUGCGCAUACAUCCAUUCUUCCGACGCAUCGAUUGGGAGAAAAUUGAGAAUCGUGAAGUGCAGCCGCCAUUUAAGCCGAAAAUCAAACAUCGCAAAGAUGUCUCGAAUUUCGAUAAGCAAUUCACUUCGGAGAAAACGGAUCUGACACCAACGGAUAAAGUAUUUAUGAUGAAUUUGGAUCAAACGGAAUUUGUGGGCUUCUCCUACGUGAAUCCGGACUAUUCGGUGCCCGUUUAAACACGUUGAAACACACACCAGCACACAAACACUCACACAUAGAAGAAAGUAUUGCGGCGGUGCGUAGGAAACAGAGGCAACGGAUAGAAAGGGAGAGGCAGACAGAGAGAAAUUUAUGCGCGGAUAUUACAUUGUUUUAACGGAAACAAGCAAGAAGUGAAGCAGGAAAUCAAGCGUUAGCCAAGCGCUGUAAUAUCAUUUGGUGUGUUAGUGUGAAUACUGUUGCGGUGCGUCAUUUUUUUCGAACACACUGUACGUACGUAGGUGGGAACAACGUGCCAUUAUAAGAAUUUUAAGGAGAAUUUCUAGAACGAAAGGGACGAAAGGGAGUAGAGAAAGCAGAGCACACACACACGCUCGCACUCAAGUUACAUGCAUACCUGCAGGCGUGUGGCAAGCGAGUGAUUGUGCGUGUGUGUGUUUGUAGGUGAAUAAGGUUUGAAAAUCCACUGCAGGCGUUGAGAAGUGCAGUAGCAACUAAUUUAUAUGUUUUAAAUGAAAUUUUUGAUUGAAAAAGACAAAAGUUUUUUAUUUGCAAAAUAAUAUUUUUUUAUCUUGAUAUUUUUUAAAUUAUUAUUUUUAAAGAAUUUCUUUUUUAUUAUUUAACUAUUUACAAAAUUUGUAAUUGAAAUAUUUAAGCAUAUUUUUUUGU